AUGGAGACCGAAGGCUACCGUGACCUCCUGGAGACCAGCGAUGGGCAGGGGGCGAGCUCGCUGGACGGAGGCGGCGGAGGGGCGGCGGACGAGAACUGGAGCACGCCGUACCCUCUGGGCUUCCAGGUGUCUCUGACCACCGUGCUGAUGCUGGAGCUGGUGCUGGGCUUCAGCAGUAACCUGACAGUGCUGGUGCUGUACUGCGCUCAGUCCAACCUGGUGGACUCUGUGAGUAACCUGGUCACUGUGAACCUCCACGUGCUGGACAUCCUGGUGUGUCUGCUCUGUCUGCCCCUCACUGUCGCCGUCAUCCUGGUGCCGGCCAAUGGGAGCGGAGUGGGGAGCCUGGCCACGCUGUGCUGCUUCCAUGAGGCUUGCGUCACCUUCACCAGCGUUGCCACAGCGGUCAACGUGCUGGUCAUCAGUCUGGACCGUUAUGACAUCUCUGUGCGCCCUGCCAGUCGCUUGCUGACCCCUCGACGAGCAGGCCUCUUAUUGGCUGCGGUGUGGGCCGUGUCUCUGGCUGUGUUUUUUCUACCGUUCCUUGAGGGGGACUUCUUCUCCAGCGGCGACGACGAAGACGAUGAACCGGACGACUCUGAGAUAACCACAGGUCCUGCCCUCUCCUUCUCCCCCGCUCCCUCGGCGCUCCCCUCCUCCCCCCCUCACCAUCUCAGCCCAGCAUGGCAGAACCGGACUCUGCUGUGCGUAGGAGGCCAGGGCUACUACACCGGGAUGGCCAUGUACUAUCACCUGUUGCUGCAGGUGCCGUGUUUCUUCGUAGCGGUGGUGGUCAUGUUGUUCACAUACUCUCGGAUUCUCCAGGCUCUGAACAUCCGCAUCGGCUCCCACAUGAUGAGGGGGUCUCGCUCCAAAGACUCCACCUGCAGGAUCCGCUGUAGGAGGAAGAAAAGGCAGGACCUGAGCUUGCCCACAGACGCAGCCUCCUCCAACCAGAACCAAAACGCAUCUCACCCCCCGCUGCUUCCUUCCCCCACCCCGACUCCCACGUCCCCCCCUACGCUCGCCUCCUUCCCCCCGGGUAUGUCCGACAGCGGAGCCACAGUCACGACCGUCAGCACCGCGGCUACUACACCCAUCGCCACCACGCCAGCCACCCCAGCUUCCCCCACGCUGCCCUCAGCCUCGGCCCAGACUCGCAACACCCCUCUGCCGGCCUCGUCCGUGGGGGUGCAGGCCUCGGUCUCCGCCAUCAUUGCUUUGAGAAGAGCAGUACGCAGACACAGAGAUCGCCGGGAACGUCAGAGGCGCGUUCUCAAAAUGUCCCUGAUCAUCAUCUCCACCUUCCUGGGCUGCUGGGCGCCUCUGUCCGCGGUCAACGUCCUCAUCCUGUGCAUGGGCCCCAGCGACGGCUUGGUGCGGCUCCGUCUCUGCUUUCUGGCCAUGGCGUACGGGACGACGAUAUUCCACCCUCUGCUCUAUGCCUUCACCAGGCAGAAGCUGAGGCGAGCGCUCAAAACCAGGGUCAAGAAACGGGUGGUGUCGCUGCUGCAGGUGGACCCGGCGCCGAGCGGGGGGACCGUCAUUCAUAACUCUUGGGUGGAAGGUGGCGGGCAAAGAAAAGCGCGUAAGUCCAGAGUCGAGGCCAGCGACGGGACUGACCGCUGUCUGACCGAAGCAGUGCGAGAGUGA
Messenger RNA from Knipowitschia caucasica, 1653 nucleotides. The record is from the annotation of a GenBank genome assembly. Lineage: Eukaryota; Metazoa; Chordata; Actinopteri; Gobiiformes; Gobiidae.